Messenger RNA from Closterium sp. NIES-65, 1056 nucleotides. Lineage: Eukaryota; Viridiplantae; Streptophyta; Zygnematophyceae; Desmidiales; Closteriaceae. The record is from the annotation of a GenBank genome assembly.
AUGGGAAUGCCGCACUCACUCUGUCUUUCCCUCCGUUCCACACUGAGUGGGCAGGAGGACGCGGUGCCGCUGCGCCACGCGCUGCAGUGCGGCACGAAGCAGUGGGGCGAGCUGGAGAGGAGCGGUCAGCUCAAGAGGAACAACAAGUCGUGCUGUAACCGUUACAUCUUCCUCCGAAGCGCUUCUUCUCUUCCGUGGUCGUGUGCUGAUGGAAGGAAGUUCACAGACCGCUUUCGCCAGAACUUCCUGCGAAAGCACCUGGGAGCUACUGCACUCCUGCAGCAUAUUCCAUUGGAUGGCCACAGCCAGGCAUUGCUCUGUCAGGAUCUCAAGCAGCAGCAGUCGGAGCAUUCGGAGGGCGUGGGAGCAGCAGCCCUGGCGUUCGGAGGGCUGUCAUAUGAGGAGAGCGUGAUGGCGUUCUUCGCCCCCCAUGCACCGUUGCCAACAACAAUGCUCCCCAAACUCGCUGCUCUGUCUGGCUCCGCUCCCUGCAUUGGGGAUGGUUCCACACUGCAGCAUGUGGAGUGGCCGCGCGUUGGAUCGGAGAGUGCCCUUUUAGACGACAUGCUCCUGGGACUAUGCUGCGAGGACCCUGCCUCCGCACAACGUGCUGCUCUCUCUGCUCCUCCGCCGACGCAGCCACGCGCACCCGCUGCUCUUUGUGCCUCCACUCUCGGCAGCACGAGCAGCUGCAUUUCAGCGGUGCUUGCGGGGAGUACGUGUGGCACAGAGGAGCAGGAAUACGUUGAUGCAUGCAUUGACGCGCUCUGGAACGGAAGCAACAUGGACAACAAUAGCAACGGCGCUGACAACAAGAGCAACGGCGCUAACAACAACAGCAACGACGCUGACAACAACAGCAACGGCACUAACAACGGGGGCAUUGACAACCAUAGUGACAGGGACAUGGGUGCUCUCUUUCUCAACAUUCCUGUUGUUCAUGUGCUGCUGAGUGGGAGUGCCCUCACCCUGCCCUUGCCCAGUGGGCCUCAAUCUCAGGGGCCUGCACCCCCUUGUGCUGCCGGGACAGUCGUGUCAGGGUGGGCGGUGGAGUAG